AUGGCUAAUCUCCCUAACUUGCGUCGUCUCUUUGUUGAGGCCAGAACAGAGGCCGAGGAGAACGAAUACUCGCGAACAGCUUUCUAUAACCUUGUCCUUUUCAUCUCUUCUGUCGCCGUCUUCAGUCUAGUGGCGCAGCGCAUGAGCGGACCAAAGGCCGGGCGUUGA
Penicillium antarcticum is the source of this 168-nucleotide messenger RNA. Its product is annotated as DUF5310 domain-containing protein. Gene Ontology annotation, biological process: outer mitochondrial membrane organization. NCBI's taxonomy places the organism in Eukaryota, Fungi, Ascomycota, Eurotiomycetes, Eurotiales, Aspergillaceae. The record is from RefSeq and is a predicted model, not a curated record. The transcript is spliced from 3 exons. The coding region runs from base 1 to 168 and encodes 55 amino acids.